AGACGAGCGUGGUGAACCGGUUCCGCGCCAUUCUGUUCUACCUGGUGACGCUGAUCAUCGCGACGCCGCUGUUCGUGCUCAUGCUCGUGGUGCAGCCGUUCGUGCUGCUGCUCGACCGCACCAAGCGCCGCGCGCAGCACGUCAUCAACAACGUCUGGGCCAACACCACCACCGCCGUCUUCUACCCCACGGAGGUGGUGGGCGUGGAGAACCUCCCCCCUCCGGACGCGCCGGCGGUGUACGUGGCGAACCACCAGAGCUUCCUGGACAUCUACACGCUGUUCCAGCUGCGGCGGCCGUUCAAGUUCAUCAGCAAGACGAGCAACUUCCUCAUCCCCAUCGUGGGGUGGAGCAUGUUCCUCACCGGCCACGUGCCGCUCAAGCGCAUGGACAAGCGCAGCCAGAUGGAGUGUCUGAAGAAGUGUCUGGAGCUGCUGCAGCAGGGCACGCCCGUGCUCUUUUUCCCAGAGGGCACCAGAACCAAGGACGGCAAGCUCUCAGACUUCAAG
Molecule: messenger RNA, 509 nt
Organism: Closterium sp. Naga37s-1
Lineage: Eukaryota; Viridiplantae; Streptophyta; Zygnematophyceae; Desmidiales; Closteriaceae
Source: the annotation of a GenBank genome assembly